Molecule: messenger RNA, 905 nt
Organism: Mya arenaria
Lineage: Eukaryota; Metazoa; Mollusca; Bivalvia; Myida; Myidae
Exons: 6
Coding region: 213-722 (169 amino acids)
Source: RefSeq, a predicted model, not a curated record
CCGUUCUAACAGUUCCUGAAUUUCUUGACGGUGAAAGCGCGACAACAAUCUGUGAAGUGCGGAAUGCUUUCCCGGCUCCGGUAAUAGAAAUACAUAUUGGCAAUGUUUUGCUAUCUGAUGUUCAACAAACUGAUUUGUUUAAUGGAUCUUCUCAUACUUUUACAAGCACAGCUAAGGUAACAACGACUUACAAACUGUGGAGUGGAACAGUAAUGUGUUGCACCAGGAAAAGUAUUGACGACUUUGGAAUAGCAGAUCAUUCCAUAUGCAAAAGCAUCAGUGUCAAAUGUAGUCCAUCCCAUGAAAAGGACAUUCAAACAUUGUUUUCAACCUUUCGAUUCCUAGUAAACAAUGUACUUAUUGGGGCAGCCAUUUUCUGUGGACUCUGCAUCUUGUUUGCAAUCGGAAGAUGUAUAUUUCUUAAAGGACGAAAGGACAACGGAGUCAACACAAUAGAAAUUGUUGAACAUCCCAGCGAAACGGCGUCGGAUAAUGGUGUGCUACACAUGGAAACGGAAGGAGUCCAGUACGCAGUCGUGCAGAGGCAGGCGGCAACACAGAGAAUUGAAACACAGCAACCAAGUGAUGAUGACGGCCUAGCAUACGCCGAGUUGGACAUCACGUUCCUACAGGAAGCUAACGCCAGAGUUCCGGCAAGGAGAACAAAUACGCCGACGGAGUAUGCUGACAUUGAGAUCCCCUCAACACAGGACCCUGCUUGAGAAGAUCCUGUGUCCCACAAUGCAUCAACGUUGUGCUAGAUCAAAGGACAAAAACAAUCGUAGAGUGUCUAUUUUUAAUUCCUCAUGAUUAUGUCUGAAAUGUUUACGUUUUCUAUUGUAUAUUAUACUAAUAAAUAUUGUUUCAACCAAUGAAAACAAAAACCAAAACCACUAUUUGGAAUA